CACUCUCUCUCUCUCUCUCUCUCUCUCUCUUACACACACACACACACACACACACUACUUGUUGUAACAUCUGAUCUAAAGCAGCUUGACAACCUGAUCAUCCAUCUUUAGUGUAAGACUUUGAGCUGUGGUCAGUGGGAGGAGCCAACACUUCUGACAAACAUACUGUCACAUAAAGUUCCUCCACACUGACUGAUACACUGACACCUGCAGCAGCUUUAUGAACCUUCACUGAUUCCGGAGUUUAUCACUGAGGAGUCGCCCUCUGCUGGACAGGAGGAAGAAUGCUGUCUGCGUACUAAAGACAAGCCUUUAGCAUGACGUCACAUGAACCACUGUGAGCCUCCUCUGCUCCAUCUCGUUAAUAAAGAUCUGACUUCAUGUUAGAGGAUGUGGGUCAGAGAUAAACUUGUGUGCGCAUGCUCAGACUGCCGCGUUUAAUGCACCUGAAGGAACAAGAAAAAGUCCGUUUUAAUAUUUGCACAGGAUCACUGAGGUGUAGAAUCAUCUCUGCUGAGUCUGCGCGCCCUGCCGGCCUGUGAUUGGCUGCAGAUGACAUCAUCCCGUGCUGAUCUAUUGUUGGACUGAGGAUGAGCUCAUAGUUUAGAGGAGCCGAGCUCAGAGCACAAAGAGGCAGAGACACCAGGAGCUGCUGCAGACAGAAAACUACCUACUGCGACUCUGACAACAUGCUGUGGACUCGGGACAGAGACUCGGAGAAACCUCCACUCUCCAACAUCCUGCCCAGACUCUACCUGGGAGCAGAGAGCGACGUGACGCAGGACGGCCUGUCGUCUCUGGGGAUCUCGUACGUCCUCUCUGUGAGUCGUUGUAGUCCUCAGCCGUCCUUCCUGCCUCACUCUCGUUACCUUCGGAUCCCUAUCGACGACUCUCUGUGGGACGACCUGCUGCCCUGGAUCCCAGAGGCGCUCAGCUUCAUCGACGGGGCCAUGUCCUCGGGGGCCUCGGUCCUGGUCCACUGUGCAGCAGGGAUCUCUCGGUCUCCGGCCCUCGCUGUGGCCUACAUCAUGUACAGUCUGGGACUGGACCUGGACCAGGCCUACAGGUUUGUGAAGGAGCGUCGUCCCUCCAUCUCUCCAAACUUUAACUUCCUGGGUCAGCUGCAGCUUUUCCAGAGCACGCUGAGCCUCAACACGCCUGCAGGGGGCGGCAUCACCCAUCAUCCUGACUGUAACCCCGCCCACAGCGAGCAACAGUCUGACUGUAACCCCGCCCACAAUGAGCAACAUUCUGACUGUAACCCCGCCCACAACGAGCAGAGGGCGGAGCAUCAGGAAGCCUCAGAUCUGACAGAUCAGAGCGGACACAGACUCCGAUUUGAGGAAAGGGGGAUCCAACAUCUUCAUGAGACUCUAAACCUGCAGCAGAGGGAACGUCAUGUCCCACCCCCCUUCACACUACAACUCCCAGCAUCCUCUGCUUCACUACAGGACAAACGUAAGAGCCUCACCCUCUCUCUGACACCGCUGGGAGUCAGCCCUGUCCCCCCUGCAGGGGGGGCAACCACACCUUACAGAGACAGUAAACAGGACGUCCACAGGGAGCACAGCGCCCCCCACAGGCAGCACAGCGCCCCCCAAAGGCAGCAGAAGGAGCACAGCGCCCCCCACAGGCAGCAGAAGGAACAGGGUCUGCUGUCCCCGUUCAGCUUCAGCCUCAACAAGCUGCUGGACUGGGGGGAGAGGCUGCUACUGGGGGGUCUGUUUGUCCCCCCUGUGAAGAUGGGACAGCCCGCCCUGCCGUACAGGUGCUGAGGGCGGGGCUUAUGUGUGAGCAUGUUUGUUAAAGAUAAUGAUGUUUGUACAGACAGAGAGCUGAUUUAUUUAUUGAUGAUUUAUUUAUUACAGAGACGAUUCUAUAAAAAGUUUACAUGAAAACAAACAUCAGCUGAUCUUGUGACCUUGUGAUCAUGUGACCUUGUGAUCGGCGCUUUAAGACUUUGAUUUCAUGUAUUUAUGAUCAUUAAACUGUCGGAUUGACUCAA
This is a messenger RNA of Labrus bergylta (ballan wrasse), 2005 nucleotides long. Its product is annotated as dual specificity protein phosphatase 8. Gene Ontology annotation, cellular component: cytoplasm. Gene Ontology annotation, molecular function: MAP kinase tyrosine phosphatase activity; MAP kinase tyrosine/serine/threonine phosphatase activity; protein tyrosine/threonine phosphatase activity. The record is from RefSeq and is a predicted model, not a curated record. Gene Ontology annotation, biological process: negative regulation of MAPK cascade; protein dephosphorylation. NCBI's taxonomy places the organism in Eukaryota, Metazoa, Chordata, Actinopteri, Labriformes, Labridae.